UCUGGCUCUCUAUCUUUUCUGUCUUUAGGGAAAACUGAUCUGUGGUCAGAAACAUGGUGGGAUAAGAGUUUUCAGGUGUCUGGAUGGAGCCACCCCAUGUGAGGAUGGGAGGUGAAGAGGAAUGUCACAGCAAUGAAUCUGGAUGGACCAUGUAUAUUGGGUCUCCGAGAGAUGAGGAUGCUCAUUGUGAUGAUAAAGAGGAGAAAGGUUUUAGCUUUGAUUAUGAUUAUGAAGAAGCAGAAGCUGAUGCAGAUGUUGAAAGUGAUGAUUCUAUGGCUUCUGAUGCUUCUUCUGGUCCGAGUCAAUAUGGAGUGAGUAAUCCAUUGGGAGGUGGCUGUGAUGGAAUCACACAGUUUCAGCAGAAAGAGGAAGUGAAGAACAAGUAUUGCUCAGAUCACAAAGCAAGUAAAUCAAAGGGAAAUCAUCAAGUAGUUGAAAAAAGGGCUGAAAAGAAUCAUAAAAAGAUGGUUUUGAUCAGUAGUAAAGGUAAGGCUCCUGCAGUUUAGGAAUGGUAGCAAAAUGUUAAGGUGAAUGGUAUACUUAAUGUGAGGAAUAAUAGAUUUAUUUUAAGGUUUAGGUUAUUUUCUUAGGUUUCAGUUUUUCCUUUUUUGUGACAAAUUACUAUGUUUCGUUACUAGGUUUCUAUCAUGUUGUAAGAUUUGAAUCAAGAAAACAUUGGCCACGUUUAGUUUCUG
Molecule: messenger RNA, 695 nt
Organism: Vigna radiata var. radiata (mung bean)
Lineage: Eukaryota; Viridiplantae; Streptophyta; Magnoliopsida; Fabales; Fabaceae
Exons: 2
Coding region: 84-506 (140 amino acids)
Biological process (GO): cytokinin biosynthetic process
Source: RefSeq, a predicted model, not a curated record